This is a messenger RNA of Saccostrea echinata, 655 nucleotides long. RefSeq names its product collectin-12-like. The coding region runs from base 15 to 602 and encodes 195 amino acids. The record is from RefSeq and is a predicted model, not a curated record. Lineage: Eukaryota; Metazoa; Mollusca; Bivalvia; Ostreida; Ostreidae. The transcript is spliced from 4 exons. Gene Ontology annotation, molecular function: signaling receptor activity.
CUGAUCUUCUACCUAUGUAUAAAACAGACUCCCUGAUUGAAUGUGCUUUAUCCUGUAAGGCGGGUUGUGUGUGCUUUGGUUUUCAUCUUGGACAGAAUUUAUGCAGAAGACAAACACAAUGCGAAUCGUCGAGAAUGAACCAAACUGAGAUUGGAUGGAUAUACUAUUUACCAGAUAGAGAUUGCAACAUAGGGUGGAACUGUAACAAUGACACAGGCAGAUGUUAUAGUCUAAACAGCACCAAAGUAACUCAAGCAGAUGCCAUGCAGUCUUGCUGUAGGUGCAAUUCCUACCUGGUGGAAAUAAACGACCUGGAUGAAAACACCUGGAUAACUACUAACAUAUUAAACGUUGUUUUCUGUAGCAGCCCUUACAAUUGUGCGACAUGGACCGGGGGUAACGAUAAGGCGACAGAGGGUGUGUACGUAUGGGAACACUCAAACACGACAAUUGGAUUUACUAAGUGGAGCAAGAGAAACCCGGACAACUACCUUGUUCCUGAACGAGAAGUAGACUGUAUCGACAUUUUGUAUAACGGAGAGUGGAAUGACCGACCUUGCUCUUACUUGAAUGGCUUCCUUUGUGAGAGGGAAGGCAUGUGAAAGAAUACUGCUUCUCUGUAUACUUUAAUGUACAGUAAAACUAAAUAAAUACG